This is a messenger RNA of Hippocampus zosterae (dwarf seahorse), 1074 nucleotides long. It is a transcript of the gene zar1l, whose product is annotated as zygote arrest 1-like. Gene Ontology annotation, biological process: translation. The transcript is spliced from 4 exons. The record is from RefSeq and is a predicted model, not a curated record. Lineage: Eukaryota; Metazoa; Chordata; Actinopteri; Syngnathiformes; Syngnathidae. Gene Ontology annotation, cellular component: cytoplasm. Bases 131 to 1000 code for a protein of 289 amino acids. Gene Ontology annotation, molecular function: mRNA base-pairing post-transcriptional repressor activity.
CAUUCCACCGAAAAGAACUUUAGAACCCUGGCCCUGUUGCCAAUCAGCUAAUUGGCGUCCUCUCCGUCCAAUCACGUGGUAUAAACCCGAGCCGGCGAGCGCGGCCCCGGUUUCACUCUCUGGCUCCAGGAUGGAGGGCUUCCCGUCCACCUUCCCUCCGCCCAUCAGCGUGGUGUGCACCCCCGCUGUCAGCCCGGGCCCCGGGGGAGUUUGCUGGGCCAAACGGGAGGCGCGCUUCGUAACGCCGCACGGCCUCAACUACCUAGAGCUGUGCAAGGCCAUCCUGGCUCAGGCGGGGCCGCCCCCCGGCGCCCGAACCCGGGAGUGCGGCGUUCAAGUGAACGCCAAAGUGGACAAAACGGUGCAAUGCUCCUUGGGGCCCAAGACGCUGCUCGGCCAGGGGGUGGCCGAUCACCUGCAGCCCGCGGCGGAGGGGGAAAAAGAGGAGGACGGAGAGGACGGCGACUGCGGUAAGGCACCCCGCACGCCUCCGGUGAGCCAGCUGCGCUUCUUCACCCGGCCCGUGUCUAUCUACUCGCCCGUGUUCGAGCGCGGCUUUUCGGUCAAGCAAGACGAGGGAGAGCCGGAACUCCGUGGCGAGGAAGAAGAGGGGGAGGAGAGAGAAAAACAUCCGGAUGAAGUCAUCAAGGGACCCGUACAUCGUACCGGCAGGGGAUCCAAUUUACAGUUCCUGGAGCAGAGGUACGGCUUCUUCCACUGCAAAAAGUGCAACAUCCGGUGGGAGAGUGCUUACGUGUGGUGCAUCUCUGGAACCAACAAGGUAUACUACAAGCAGCUCUGCCGGAAGUGUCAGGUGGGCUUCAACCCCUACAGAGUGGAGUCCAUCAUAUGCAAGGGCUGCUCCGAGACAUGCUGCAGCUGUGAGAAGAAGCAGAGGCACAUCAACAUGACCAGGCCUCACCGCCAGGAUCUGUGCUGCCGAUGCCGGGGCAUGAAGCUCUCCUGUGACGCCACCUACAGCUUCAAAUACAUUGUCUGAUGCUGUGACCGCGAGCGAUGUCGUUGGCACUCCAUGCCUCCCUCCCCAUGUCAUUUUUCUAAGGAAUAAACUAU